AUGAAGGCACCCCUGUGGACCCUGGUGCUGUUGCUGUGCCUGUGUGUGCCACGACCCUGUGUCUGCCAGAGAGACUGUUUCUCCUGUGGGAAGCUCUUUCCCCAACACCACACCUUCAAUUUGCUGGUUUGUUUGGUGGCAUGUGAGGACAAGGUCUCCCCAGUGCUCACCUGGGAUCUGUGCCGACAGGCAGCUGAGCAGCUGCAGUUGCCCUCCCGGCCAUUGGGGUGCGAAAAUCUGACAGGCCAGGAGGAGGCUCAGGCCCUACUGCCAGCAGACCUGGGGGAUGGUGGGUUGCUGUACUCAAAGGCUCUGGACCGCUUUCGUCAUGUGGUGCAGACCCUGAGUGCUGACCAACCAGGCAGAGAGAGGCAAAUGGCCAAGCUCAGCUCUGCAUUCCGUUCCCAGCAGCUUGGACCUGCUGAGGAGGAAGGGUUGGAGGAGCAGGAGGGAGAUGAGCAGAAAGAGGAGGUAGAAGCUGAGGUGGGUGCUGAGCAUGAGGGGGCUGCCAUGAGAUUUUCCAAGCGCUUUGUGGGAUUCCUAAAAGGCAAGCAUGGAUACAGAAAGCUGAUGGAACCUGGGCGGCCCCUGUACAAGCGCUAUGGUGGCUUUAUUGGGAUCCGCAAGUCGGCCCGCAAAUGGAACAACCAGAAACGCUUCAGUGAGUUCCUCAAGCAGUACCUGGGCAUCAGCAGCCACUCCAGCAAGUACAACAGCCUCUCAGCAGAUUUCAACCGACAGAAUGAAGUGUAACAGCCAACUGGGGUCCCACCCCCAAAGCCACUAAUAUCCCCUUCCUUAACUCAAAACAACAGUCAAUCUUACAAAUUGAAAGUUUACAAUUGUCUUGUUUUUUUUAUUAAUUAAUUAAUUUAAAUUCCAUCCGAUUUAUAAAUUCUUUAAAAAUACUGUUUGAAUAAUUUUUUAAAAAACAUCCAAAGCUUUCUGUCACAGUCAGUAUGAAGAUAUUAGAAGCCCACACUGUAGCAUUGUGUAGAUACAACUGAUUACCCCUCCAA
Messenger RNA from Conger conger (European conger), 1019 nucleotides. Its product is annotated as prepronociceptin-like. Gene Ontology annotation, biological process: sensory perception; chemical synaptic transmission; neuropeptide signaling pathway. Bases 1 to 753 code for a protein of 250 amino acids. Gene Ontology annotation, cellular component: axon terminus; dendrite; neuronal cell body. Gene Ontology annotation, molecular function: opioid receptor binding. Lineage: Eukaryota; Metazoa; Chordata; Actinopteri; Anguilliformes; Congridae. The transcript has 2 exons. The record is from RefSeq and is a predicted model, not a curated record.